AUGAAGAGAAGCAACCUGAGUGAUGGUGAGGUCAAUAGAGGUCAUUCAAGAGACUUCAAACAUUUCUCAGACCACAAGAUCUAUGAAGGGAUCUUUCAACUGUGCCAACUACUAGGGCAAUAUGGGAACGUUUCGCUCCUGAUUGAUAACUUCUUGUCCUAUUUCCACGAGUCUCCGUCCUACGUGAAACAAGCCGCCAUGAUCAUGAAUGAGAUCAUGCAAGGAACGCUCCUCGUUGCUAAUGACGAUCAGCUCUCUAUCUGGCAAGACAAGGAGAAGCAGGAAGAGGGAGAUGAGAGAAUAGAGGAUGCACUGACAGAUGCAGAAGAAUUGAAAUCUAUAGUCGGUAUGCUACUUGAUGAGUACCUGUCGCCUUCAUGCUGGGAUGUUCCUACUACCCAAUCAUCUCCUCCAUCUACAGCUCCAUUGUCAUCGCCCUCAUCAUCAUCAUUGUCAUGGCAACCGUCCACUCCUUCUACCCACCUGAUACUAAGGAAUGCAUCAUCAUCAUCUAGAGAUUCAUUGACUGUAUCACAGAUGAAUCAUAAUACGCUUCUGAAAUGUAUUCUCUUGGAUGGGAUUGCGGUGUUUGCUCAGGUUUUAGGAGCUCAGUUUAAUCAACUAUUGAUGCAUUGUCUCUACUUAGUACUUGAAAGAAUGGCGGAUGAAAGAACAUUGGUGUGCCAGCAUGCCCAGGCAACCCUUGCCAUCAUUUCCCAGGCCUGUGGAUACAGAUCAAUCAGUGAACUCCUGCUGAUGAAUGUAGACUACUUGUCUGACUCUGUCUCAGCUCGUCUCAGGCAUUACGAAUGGAACCUCAAGGCACCAUUGGUUCUCAAGGUCACCUUACAACACAGCACAUGCGACAUACUGCCUUUGCUUCAGGAUACCAUUGAAGAGGUCUUUCAUCUCAUGGACGAUCACCACGGCGACCAUGCCACAUCGUUGAUGAGUGUUCUUCAGUCUCUGGUGUUAGCUAUCAAUAGAUGGUUUCCUGUUUCCAGUGAGGAGGAAGUAUGUACUGAGGUACUAAGCUGUGAAUCAGAUCAAGUCAGUUCCAUCGUGGCAUUCUGCAAUGAUUACAUUCAGACUUUGAAUAAAGCUGAUGAAGAUCUUAAGAACCUGGAUUUGGAGAUGGAUCCAGAGAAUACAAAUGAGGCUGAAGAUGAGGAGAAAUGGAUGGAGGAAGCAGAUAAACCCAAGGAACUCCCUCUCCACAUUAAAAAUGUCAAACAGGUGUUGGAGCACUGCGUAAAUCUCAUGUCUUCAUCUAACCCUCGUCUGAGACUUCAGGUUCUUAGCACUGUCCAGUCUGCUGUAGAGGCACUUCAUGCAGACCAAGAUGUGUUAUUGCCUCUUGUCCACAAGCUAUGGCCAGCCUUUGUAUUGAGGUUUACUGAUCAGGAGAUUCUAGUCACAUGUAAGGCCUUUGAAACUCUUCUCACUUUAGCGGAAAGCUCCAGGGAUUUUAUCCGAAGAAGAGUUGUGAAAGAUGUCUGGCCCAAACUCACCUCCUUCAUACAGACUCAUGCUGCAAUGAGUGAAAAGGCUGGUUCGAGCUAUCACCAUACAGCUUACUACAAAUUACAGCAUUCCAUUCUAGCUGGAAUAGGUCAGCUAUGUUUACAGGUUGAUAUCUGUGAAGCAGACUUGCUGUUGAUGGUUCAGGCUUGCAUUCCCUACCUUAACGCAUGUCAACCAGUAGGACUACAAGAGGCUUGUAUAUCAGCGUUUGAGGGUUUUAUCGGAGCCGAGCCUGAUGCUGUAUGGUUCAGUCUGCUUGAUAUAAGCAGCUCUUCAUCAUUACAACCAACUCAUUCAUGUUUUCCAUCUAUAAAGUUUGCUGGUGACUCAUCGAAGCAGAACACACAACAGUGGAGCAAUAUUGAGAAACUCCUGAGAUGACGGCAGUCAAUAUAAUUAUGUCACAAGCAUUCCUACCUUUCAAGAAAUGAACCUUGAUCUUAUAAAGGCCUACAUAUGUAGAACACAUGGUUUGUAGUUUGAGUCCCGCUGCAGCACUAAUGUCCUUUGGCAAGACAUUAAUCAACAUUUGCCACUCUCAACCUAGGUGGAGUAAAGGGGUACCUGGUAUGAAGAAAUUCCUUGAAUGCUUUAGCACCUCAUUAUUAAAAGGCAGCUCAGUUACAGCCAGGGUAAUUAUAUACUUUCUAUUAAGUGUAGUAGAGUUUUUACCUACACUGUAAAAAGACCUAAUAUUAUUAUUACAAGUUUUUGAGGUUGAUUUUAUACAUUCUGGCCACACAGGAUUAUUUUUUCAGGCGAUUAGUACAAUUCAAGUUUUUAGGUUAACAGCACCUAAUGUAAUUGAAGUUCUAAUUACCAAGACAAAUGCUAAAACCUGGGAGGAGUGUUUUUUCUUGUCAUCUUUGAAAAGCAUACACAAAUCUAAUUUUUUAUCAAGUUAAAGGUCUCCUAUUGACAAUUUAACUUUGUCAUUAUUUAAGUUUUUUAAUGUCAGUCUCUUAAAGAUCUUGUCUUGCCCAUAUGUUGAGGGAAAUCUCAUGUUCGAUACAUGUAAAUGUACAUGUACACAUAUUGAAGGUCUAGUGGCAGCAGUUCAAAUUUUCUUAAUUUGGUUAAUUAAAGGAAGCCUCACCCCAAGAAAUAACUUUAGUUAUUCUGAAAGAUUUAUUGUAUUCUUGCCCAUUAAUCUUACAAGAUUCUCCACCAAAGUGAAUGAAGGAAGAUAUUCUUAGCAUAAUGUACAUUUUUGCCAUUUUCUGGAUAACGUGAUGUACUAUGCGAUUUUUGUUAUCAACUAAAUACAUUAAAAUUUAUGGAUGCUUCUUUCCCAGUUGUGUGUAGUGAUGAAGUACUUCAUUCAUCUGCUACUAUCUUUUGUAAUACAAUUUUCAGAAUGCAAAUUGCAUAUGUUACCCCGGUCCGGGGGUAAAUAAUAUAAAUUCUGAAAAGAAAUGAAGAGGCUGGUCAGAAUAAGUGUUUACUGUGAAGCAUCAGGUAUAGAACUCUUUAAUAACAUAAAGAUAAACAUGGAAUAACAUAUUCCACUAAUGAAACUAAAUACAAGUAAUACGGAUUAAAUAUAAAUAUGAACACAGCUAA
Messenger RNA from Strongylocentrotus purpuratus (purple sea urchin), 3087 nucleotides. Its product is annotated as TELO2-interacting protein 1 homolog. Gene Ontology annotation, biological process: chromatin remodeling. The transcript has 17 exons. NCBI's taxonomy places the organism in Eukaryota, Metazoa, Echinodermata, Echinoidea, Camarodonta, Strongylocentrotidae. Gene Ontology annotation, cellular component: cytoplasm. Bases 1 to 1905 code for a protein of 634 amino acids. The record is from RefSeq and is a predicted model, not a curated record.